UUUCUCUGUAUGUAAACAGGUAAUGGAGUGGACACAAGGAAAGGAACGUAACAUUCGAGCAUUACUGUGUUCUCUACAUACUGUAUUAUGGGAGGAUGAAAAAAGAUGGAAACAAUGUGGUAUGCAUGAUCUUGUCACACCAGAUCAGGUGAAGAAAGUCUACAGAAAGGCUGUACUCUCUGUACAUCCUGAUAAGCUUUCCGAUUCACCACAUCUUCCAUUGGCUAGAGCUAUCUUUAUAGAAUUGAAUGAUGCCUGGGCCCAGUUUGAAGAGGAGGGCAUGAAAUCACUCUACUGAAUGUGUAUUCCCUAUAUCUUACACAGAUGCAAGGAACCAGUCUAUACAGAUGCAAGGAACCAGUCAUCUAACUUAAUAGUCACCUGACUUUAACUUGACAACAUUAUUCUGUUUUAUCUUAUGAGAAAAUAUUACUUUUAUUAAGAAAAUUUUUUUUUAAAAAGUUCAUAAAAAAUCAGUAUUAUAUUUAGGAUAAUUUUGAAACCAUCCAUUUGGACAAAAUCUUUAUCAUAAAUCUUGACAAUAAACAGAAAAAUAUAUCAUUAAAGUCUGCUGUAAUAAUUAAUAUUUGUCAAAAUACAUUAUUCUAGACAAAACAGUUUGAGUAUUUAAGAUUUUAAUGAUAUUUAUUUCAUGUGACAUUUACGACUGGUGUGAAACCACUGAACUCAAAAUUGCUGUAAUAAUGUUCUGAGCAUUUUAAGUUUAAAAGCAGUCAUAUUUGUGAUUUAGAACAUUGUUGGAUAGUGUUUCAAUUCACACAGAAUUUAAUUGUGUUUCAUAUUAACCGGGAGAUGCUUUGGUAGUU
Molecule: messenger RNA, 827 nt
Organism: Ruditapes philippinarum (Manila clam)
Lineage: Eukaryota; Metazoa; Mollusca; Bivalvia; Venerida; Veneridae
Product: putative tyrosine-protein phosphatase auxilin
Exons: 2
Coding region: 23-298 (91 amino acids)
Biological process (GO): clathrin-dependent endocytosis; clathrin coat disassembly
Cellular component (GO): intracellular membrane-bounded organelle; cytoplasm; vesicle
Molecular function (GO): clathrin binding
Source: RefSeq, a predicted model, not a curated record